Raphanus sativus (radish) is the source of this 963-nucleotide messenger RNA. Its product is annotated as peroxygenase 2-like. The record is from RefSeq and is a predicted model, not a curated record. Gene Ontology annotation, molecular function: calcium ion binding; monooxygenase activity. The transcript has 6 exons. Lineage: Eukaryota; Viridiplantae; Streptophyta; Magnoliopsida; Brassicales; Brassicaceae. Bases 67 to 783 code for a protein of 238 amino acids.
CUCUCUCACAUCUCUUUAUUUAUAAAAACAAAACACUCUCUCCACAAUCAAGACAGAACGAGAGAGAUGGCGACAGAUGCAGGAUCAGAGUCGAUGGCGACAGUGGCUUCAAAGGCUCCGGUGACGGCCGAGAGGAGGGUCCGGACUGAUCUCGAUGACCGUCUACCAAAACCAUAUGUGCCUCGAGCCAUGGUUGCACCUGACAUGGAAAAUGUUAACGGGACAAGGGGACACAAGCACCAGGACAUGUCUGUUCUUCAGCAGCACGUUGCCUUCUUUGACCAAGAUGGUGAUGGUGUCAUCUACCCAUCGGAGACAUUCAAAGGUUUUAGAGAACUUGGUUUCAACGUGAUCUUUAGUUUCUUUCUGACAUUCAUCGUGCAUGUUACCAUGAGUUACGCCACAUCGCCUAGUUGGAUACCUUCUUUUUCCUUCCCGAUUUACAUCAAGAACAUCCAUAGAGCCAAACAUGGAAGCGACACUUCCACUUACGACACUGAAGGAAGGUAUAUUCCAGCAAAUCUCGAGAACAUGUUUAGUAAGUACGCACGUACUGUGCCUGAUAAGCUAACCCGUUACGAGCUGUGGCAAAUGACUGAGGCUAACCGCAACGCAUUCGAUUUCUUUGGCUGGGCAGCGAGUAAAAUGGAGUGGGGAGUACUAUACUUACUGGCUAAAGACGAGAAUGGCUACUUAUCUAAAGAAGCUGUUAGGAGAUGCUUCGAUGGGAGCUUGUUUGACUACUGCGCCAAGUCGAGAGCUUCUUCUAAAAAGACAGAUUGAUGACAUGACGUUUACCAUUUGUCUUGCUUAAGUAAACCUUUGUUUAAUCUCUUUACCGGAAACACGAAUCAGAUCGUAUCUUUUUACUGCCUAAGUUUCUCAUCUUUAUAAUGGUUCUUUUGGUUUCUGUAUUUUGGCAAACUGCGUUUUUGAAGUAUAACAAAAUGUACGUGCUCAAUA